Thunnus maccoyii (southern bluefin tuna) is the source of this 2590-nucleotide messenger RNA. It is a transcript of the gene rnf13, whose product is annotated as ring finger protein 13. Lineage: Eukaryota; Metazoa; Chordata; Actinopteri; Scombriformes; Scombridae. The transcript is spliced from 10 exons. Gene Ontology annotation, molecular function: ubiquitin protein ligase activity; zinc ion binding. Gene Ontology annotation, cellular component: nucleoplasm; cytoplasm. The record is from RefSeq and is a predicted model, not a curated record. Bases 364 to 1518 code for a protein of 384 amino acids. Gene Ontology annotation, biological process: positive regulation of DNA-templated transcription; ubiquitin-dependent protein catabolic process; protein ubiquitination.
UUUGCGCUCUCACGUCAUGAAGAGAAGAAGAAAGCUAGCGGACCGGAUUAUUAUACUACAACGUUUACGUUCAUACUCUCUGACACACCGUUCAAACGGCAUGAAGUCCAUGCAAAAUCUCUGCUGUUGUACACAGUCCUUCACUCGACGCAUAGUAAAGGAGGGCGAUGUCAUUGUCAGCAGCUAAAUUGCCGGAUAAGAUAGACCUCCAAGCAGAAAUAAAGGUGUGACAACAAAGGGUGGUGUCCAGGGGUUUCGCUGCAGGCCAGUGUGUGCGGUUGUGUGUGUGGUUGUAUGUGUUUAUGGUUUUGUAUGUUCAUGAGUGAGUGGCAUAGCAGCUGAGGGUUGUAACGUGAUGCCAAGAUGCUGCUGUCCCUGGGAAUGUUGAUGCUGUCGGCCACGCAGAUCUACACCAUCUUCACCGUCCAGCUCUUUGCCUUCCUCAACCUGCUGCCUGUGGAAGCUGACAUCGCCGCCUACUCGUUUGACAACAAAACGGAGAACUUUGAUGACCUCCCUGCACGGUUUGGGUACCGGCUACCUAGCGAUGGACUGAAGGGUUUCCUGAUUGGCGCACGACCAGAGAAUGCUUGCGAGCCCAUCGAGCCCCCUCCGAGGGACAACCUGACAGGCGCCUUCAUCGUCCUCAUCAAGCGCUUUGACUGCAACUUUGACAUCAAGGUCCUCAAUGCCCAGAAAGCCGGGUACAAGGCAGCCAUUGUUCACAAUGUGGACUCCGAUGACUUAAUCAGCAUGGGAUCCAACGAUCUGGAUGUUAUGAAGCAGAUAGAUAUUCCCUCUGUGUUUGUGAGCGAGGAGACUGCCAACUCUCUGAAAGAAGACUACACGUAUGACAAGGGGGGACAUGUGGUCCUCAUGCCAGACUUCAGCCUGCCACUGGAAUACUACUUGAUCCCCUUCCUCAUCAUUGUGGGAAUCUGCCUCAUCCUCAUUGUUGUUUUCAUGAUCACAAAGUUUGUCCAAGACCGACAUCGGGCUCGGAGGAGCCGCCUGCGCAAAGAUCAGUUAAAGAAACUUCCCAUCCACAAGUACAAAAAAGGAGACAGCUAUGAUGUUUGCGCCAUCUGCCUGGAUGAGUAUGAAGAAGGUGACAAACUCAGAGUCCUGCCGUGUUCUCAUGCCUACCACAGCAAGUGUGUGGACCCGUGGCUGACCAAAACUAAGAAGACGUGUCCGGUUUGCAAGCAGAAGGUGGUCCCCUCGCAGGGUGACUCUGACUCCGAUUCAGAGGACGGGGAGAGCAGCCCCGAAGAGAACGAGGAGGUGUCCGAGAGCACCCCGCUGCUGCGCUCGCUGGCCUCCACAAGCGCCCACUCCUUCGGAACCAUGUCGGGCGCGUCGCGCUCAGAGCAAGACCAGGAGUCCUCAGAGUACGAGGACGACGAGCUGGACAGCAGCGACAGCGAGGAGGAGGUCACCGUGGAGACCGUGGUUGUCCAGAUGCAGCAGCCCUGCUCUGAAGGCCACGACCAGGACCACGACCUGCUCCAAGCUUGACUGACUGUUGGCUGGCCCGAUCGGUCACUGAACCCCCCGACCUCCCCCAACCUCACAGCUGCAAAAAAAAAAACUUUAAGUUGGGGGCACGAAACAGAUUCAUCAUCCGAGUUUUUCUGUCACUGCUUCCAGUACAUUGUAAUGUAUCCUCCCUACAUGUUCAAAUCUUAAGUUUUAUUUCAACAUGAUUGUGGAUAAAGUGCUGAUUUCCGGGUGUGUGACAGGAAGUCAGUGUGCGUUAUGUUAGGGGCUGCUUGGCAGAUAUGACAGGACUGGUGACACUGAUGUACAGUAGACUGUUAUACUGUAUUCUAGUCACAAAAUGAUGACACAGAUAAGCGGAUAAAUCUCAAGGCCCCGGACACAAGAUCACAUAUGACACAAAGUUCAGUAGAAAUACUGUGUAAAUAAAAAAAACUGUAGAUCACCGCACAUCUCUUCCUUAAACUUUGAUUAUCUGUUAUCCUACAUUCAUCAGAGGAUGAGGAAGUUUCUUUAUUGUACAUACAUGUUCAUGCUAAACUGACACACUUUGAACCCCUAUGCAGCAUCCUUUUUUUUUUUGUAAAAUUAAAACUAAUAUUCAGCAAGUAUAGAAACAUUUAAAGCCACAGCAAUAUGGUUUUGCCAAUUUUUUUUCUGUAGUCUGGUGUAUCAAGGAGACUAGCUGCUCCUGUCUGUGUUUUGUGCCACGGUUUAUAUCUGUUACAUUGAUUCACACUAAGAGAAACUGAAGCCAACGAAUGUGCUCUCCAUGUGAAGUCAUUUAAGUGUGGAGACAGUGGAGUGGUAACUGUCCUCGCUGCCUGCAGUGAACUUCUUUUGGCUGCUCCAGACCUAUCACUUAUAACACAAAAAGUUAUUGAUUGAUAGGCCUUGUAAUACACGUAUAACUUUUGUCUCAUUUUAAUACUGUUCAUAGCAAAUGUGCUUUUUUUUUUUUCAUAACAUGGCUUCAUUUAUGUUGACAAAUCAUGUUGCCUUUUUCAGUUUGUAUUUUGUCUUGUGUUUUCCUGCUCUGUUCUCAGUAUGAAUUCACUUCAAUAAAAUCAAAAUGACACCUUGACAAGGA